UCAGACAACCGCUCUACUAACAACGUCGACUCUCAGACAAACUGCUGUACUGGAGGUCGGGGAUCGAGAAAAAAAUACACCUGCUGUCACCAAAUGCACGCAUCAUAAGCGACUAAUGUUUUGGCGUUGAUGUUGAACGAGUAUUUAAACAUUUGUCGCCUGUUUAUACAUUGUGUGUGUACCUACGCAUAGGCGUUUUUGUAUUUGUUAUGCCGUGGCGUACAUCUGGGUAUGUUAUAUUGUGACAAAUAGUGAAGAAAGUGUAGAUUCGACAUAGUCGUGGUACGCUAAGAAAAACAAAAAGGCAAAAAGCAAAGGUAAAAACAAUGACGGUUGUCUUUGUGACCCGCAUUCCUAAAGGGUUAAAACAUGCCCCUGUGUCACGAAUAAUAAAACAAGGCAUUGAAACAGUUGCUCAGGUAAAGAAAAUAUGGGUACAUCCAAAUAAGGGGUAUGCAUUCGUUGAACUAUACUGUGAGUCUUCAAUAGACAUGGUUCUUACGUUGGACAAACAAAUUGAAGUAAACAAAGCUCCGUUACAACUAGAAAGGUCCAAGUCGUCAAUCAGAAAGAGAAGACAGCAGGUAACCAAGAAACAAGUGGAACAUGUUCAAACUCCUGACUCCUUAAAUAGCAGUAGCUUUGUUGGAUACCAUACGUAUACAGAAUAUAAACAUGACCGAAACAAAAAAGAAAGGGGGCACAAACCAGCAGUCAUUUCCAUUAGAAAACUCAAAAAGAAAAAACCAUGGAAGAAGGUCACAAUGCAAACUCCCAUAACACCACCAAGACCAAGGCUUGUCAAGAAAGUGCCCACGGGGUUUGAACAUUCCAGAAAAAGAAAUUACCAUCAUAUCAUAGCAAAGUGUCCAUCCAUCACGACAUGUGUUGAGCACCGAAAUCGUAAACAGAACAGUGUCCUUAACAGUAUUCCUGUCGACAGUAUCCAAAAUGUUGAAGAAGAUAUUAUUCCUGCCUGUGGCAAGGAUGCUUCGAAAAUUUCAACCCCUCAUACAGAUUGCGGAAGCUCAUCUCUAAAAACAAGUGGUUAUUUUACUUUUCAAAAGCGUUUGCCGCUCAAGCGUGUUGCAAACAACCCCGGUAGUCAGUUUGUUCAAGCCCAUGUGUAUCACAACUCAAAAUAUCUUUUCGACAUAGAUGUUGACAACAACAUGGUUUUUGAAAGCAUUCAGACUGCAAUAUGUCACAAGCAUAAAAUUACCUCAGACUCGUUUCUCUUAUUCUUUAACGGUAGGUUGUUGGAUAAAACGUCUCAAACAAUGAUAUGUAACGAUGAAAAUAUUCACAUGACUGUCAAAGGUGUUGGUGGCAUGAAUGAAGAUGAUCGACAAAGUUCAAGAAGAAGAAGAAGGUUGAGAGGUGCUCAGGAAAGGAUACGAGGUGCGACAUGGAAUCGUGUGGAAGAUAGAUACUCAUCCUCGGGACCCUUCGAGCACCAACAUGUUACUCGAAAACCUGUAAAUAGCAGUGGACGAAGGACUUACUUUGAUCGGUGGUCAGCAGAAAAUAGAAGUGCAUCUAGCAACAGAGGUUAUUUAGCCACACGUUCAAAACCAAUCACUCGGCAAACAGAAAAGACAACGAAACCCGUUGAGGAUAUAAGCCCAUCUUUACGGGAGAUAUCCUCUUCCCUCGAUCACUUACACCUUACUCCUACACCUUCAUCUCGCAGUAGACGAUCAACUAUAACGGAUGUCGAUGAUUGGCUGUCAAGAGGAAACAGAACUGCAAGUGACUACUACAGCUCUCGACAUUUUGCAAUAUCUCCAGAACCAGUAGAUCAACAAACAGACCCGUACUACGGUAAGGAGUUGAAGCAACAGUUACGGAUCGUGUUGAUUGGCAAAACAGGAGUUGGAAAGAGUGCGACAAGCAACACUUUACUUGGGACAGAAGCGUUUAAAUCUUUCGUUGCGGGGGCCUCGGUGACUCAUAGAUGUCAAUCUGACGAAGCGCGUCGAUUUGGGAAACAUCUCGUAGUUGUUGAUACGCCAGGCAUGUACGAUACUGACGUCAGCAUAGAACAGACUAAAGAAGAGGUCAGCAGAUUAAUCAAUAUGACGAUACCGGGUCCUCACGCUAUUAUCCUUGUUGUCGCCAUAGGGAGGUUUACUAAAGAAGAACAAGAUACAAUUAGACAACUUGCUGAGUUGUUUGGUGACGACAUAUAUAAAUAUAUGAUUGUGCUAUUUACAGGAAGAGACCAUUUAGAACGACAGUCGGAAAGUUUAGAAACAUUUAUUAAAAAAGGCACACAACAUCUUCGGGACGUGUUGGAUAUAUGCAACUAUCAGUACAUUGCGUUUGACAAUACUAAACCAAGAGCAGAACGGGACAGUGAUGCUAAACAGUUGGUGGAUAUGGUUGACGUAAUCGUUGAACGUAAUGGUGGUUCUCAUUAUACUAAUGAAAUGUAUAAGAAAGCAGUGGAAGUCUUCAGGACACGUGAACUGGAACGUCAGCGAGAAAAAGAGGAGCAAAAGCGAUUACAUGAAGAGCAAAUCAGGAAUGAAGUAAGAGCUGAGUACAGAAAACUACAUCAGGAAAUGGAAGAGAAAAAUAGGAGUUUACAAUAUGACCUACAACAAAGUUGUGAGCGUGCUGUUUCGAACGAAAACGAAAUAAGAAAUAUAUAUCGUCAAAUGAAAGAAAACAAAAGAAAGGAUAAGGAAAGGGAAGAUAAGAUAGAACAAGAAAAAGAUGAUUUACAGGCUAAGUUACGAGACGCUGAGACAAAAUUAGCAAAGUACAUGGAUGGCUAUGAAGUGGAUCCCAAACAAGUGAAGCUGUUACAGGGAGAUGUGAAAACUCUAACUGCAACUCUACACAAAAAAGAGAGAGAAAGAACAGAACAGGAACAGGAUGGUAACGAACAACAACAAUCUAUGCAAGCGGUGCUUGAUUCAUUACAAAAGAAAAACGAGAACCAUCGUAAAUUGAAUCAAAGGUUGUUAGAUAAAGCUGAUGAAAGAAAGAAAUAUCAAGAAACGGAGAAAGAAAAGAUACUAAACAAAAUGACUAAAAUGCAAGAAAAACUUGAAGAGCAGUUACAGGCGAGUAAAAAUACAUCCGAUGAAAGAAAUGAACUAAUUUCGGAUUUACAAAAAAACAUAGAGAAACUCCUAAAGGAGAAGAAAAAAAAGUCUUGUUCAAUUAUGUGAUAGUACGUUUUACUGCGAUGCAUAAAUGCUUGUAUAACUCAGUAUAAUUUUUAUUUAUCAUGGUAUGUGUCCCAUCGCCCAAUUGCGGAUCAAUACACCUAUAAUGGCUCAAUCAACCUAAAUUGUAUAGCUGUAAAAAAUGUAUAGCCGUAUCAAGCUAUAGUUUCUAAGAUUUUAAACUUGCAUAAAAAUCUAGGAUAAUGUUGAUAUAGAGAGAAGCAUACAUUCAGGUGUAACCAUAACAUGAUUGAUUAUUUCUCAUCGAAUGUAAACAGAGUACAUAUGUAAAUAAACACGGAAAAUAGUAUUCAUUUUUACACAAGUUUAUGAUAAAAUUGUGGUGCCACAUGUGUACAAGAGUUUUACAUGAAGAUUGUAUUUUUGUUCCUUUGAAAACAACAACGGCGAUCUACAUUCGUAGCUGAAGAAAGAUAGUUUUUUAAUUUGUGUAUGUAUAACAUACAUGUAUAUAGACUUUCCUCAUCAUAUCAUUGCAAAAGAACCACUGAACAUCAUGCUUACACAUGUAUACUUCUAAUGUACAGAUGUACACCUGUAGCUCCAUAGCUGGUAUUUGAUAUAAAAACAGUGCUUUAUUGAGAAGUGCUGUCUCUUUUAAGCUCCUUUGGUGGCACAUGAUGGUCUAGAUGAUGAAUCCCGAUAUAAAUACGUAUAUAGUCUUAACUGCUUGCCUAAAUCUAUCUCAUUCAAAAAUCAUUUGUGUAUAUAUGUAUAGUUACGAAUUAUAUUACUUUUUUUGUACCCGCAUAUGCUGUUUUACCUGUUGUCCCGUUUUUUAAACCAAAUAAGUAUACAACAUGAUGGAUAGUUUUCUGUGUAAGGCAAGUCGAACAUUUUAGUCAUUUAAAAGUAUUGUACUGAAAUAAAGUACAAAGUUUAUACAAUACAAUAUGCUUGAAUAUUGAGUAAUUCGACGUAUGAAUUGCACCAAUUAUGUUUUGAUUAAAUAAAUAUGAUAAGGAAUAGUA
This is a messenger RNA of Mizuhopecten yessoensis (Yesso scallop), 4171 nucleotides long. RefSeq lists its product as uncharacterized. The record is from RefSeq and is a predicted model, not a curated record. Gene Ontology annotation, molecular function: GTP binding. Bases 327 to 3182 code for a protein of 951 amino acids. NCBI's taxonomy places the organism in Eukaryota, Metazoa, Mollusca, Bivalvia, Pectinida, Pectinidae. The transcript is spliced from 9 exons.